Molecule: messenger RNA, 2739 nt
Organism: Ramularia collo-cygni
Lineage: Eukaryota; Fungi; Ascomycota; Dothideomycetes; Mycosphaerellales; Mycosphaerellaceae
Exons: 2
Coding region: 1-2739 (912 amino acids)
Biological process (GO): nuclear-transcribed mRNA catabolic process, nonsense-mediated decay; deadenylation-dependent decapping of nuclear-transcribed mRNA
Cellular component (GO): cytoplasm; P-body
Molecular function (GO): RNA binding; manganese ion binding; 5'-(N(7)-methylguanosine 5'-triphospho)-[mRNA] hydrolase activity
Source: RefSeq, a predicted model, not a curated record
AUGCCCCCGACCGACGCCGCCGACAUGGAGGCCAUCGUCGCCAACAUGACACUCGUUGACUGGCUGGACGACCUCACUGUGCGAUUCCUGCUGAACUUACCACCUACCGAGCUAAGCAGCGUGCCCCGUCUCUGCUUUCAGGUCGAAGAAGCUCAAUGGUUCUACGAAGAUUUCAUUCGACCCGCGAAUCCCGCACUGCCCUCACUUAAUCUGCGUCAGUUCUGUCUGACUCUAUUUCAACACUGCCCAUUGCUCAAAGGGUUCAAYGCUGCUCAGCAUGUGGCUGCAUAUGAAGAGUUUCUGGCCUACAAAGUCCGUGUGCCGGUACGCGGCGCUAUUUUGAUGGAUGAUAGCAUGGAGAAAGUGCUCUUGGUGCGAGGAUGGAAGAAAGGCGCCAGCUGGAGUUUUCCUCGUGGAAAAAUCAACAAGGACGAGCCGGAUCUCGACUGUGCCAUUCGAGAGGUCUACGAAGAGACUGGGUACGAUAUCUCUGCUGCCAAUUUGGUGGAUGUGAACCGCCAGCAGGACGGACAGGUGAAGGCAAUAGACGUCACUAUGCGUGAGCAGCAUAUGAAGUUGUUCGUCUUUCGUGGCGUGCCGCUGGAUACCUACUUUGAACCACGAACCCGCAAGGAGAUUAGCAAGAUCCAGUGGUACAACAUCAAAGAUCUGCCAGGCUUCAAGAAGCAAAAGGGACUUGCGGGUCAAGGCAGUGGCGAGGCGCAGACCGCAAAGUUUUACAUGGUUGCCCCCUUUCUCGGGCAUCUCAAAAAGUACAUUAACGUGCAGAAGCGAAAUGCUGCUCCGAAUGCACAGCCACACGUACGUCAUGGAAGGAAUCUAUCUGGUGUCAACGAUGGAUAUCAAACAGGCGUGACCGAUACGGAAGAUGGUGAGCAUUCGGGACAGCAGCGCCCACAUACCGAAUCACAAACAAAUUACCAGUCCGCGGACGAAUUGAAGCGGCUACUAUCGAUAGGACAGCCUUCCGCCCCUCAACAUCCAAAGCCAGUCUUUGACGGACCGCGGAACGAUCUCCUUGCUAUGCUGCAAGGAGGCAAUGCGACGGUCCCAGUGUCGAUGAACUUCGAUCCUCGAACGCCAUUCGACCAGAUUGACUCGCCAUUUCCGCAGCAGACACCGCAAACACCACAACCGCAGCAUCCUCAGCACUCGCAAGAUCGUGUUGUCGAUAUGCGACAACACUCACAGCUUGGUUAUUCUCCACAGCAUUUGCAACAAUUCCAUGAACCGCAGCGGAAUUCCUCUCUCCCAGUGCAAAGCAGCUAUGGAAAUGGCCAGCCAUCYCACCAGCACCAGAACCACAUUCCUCCACAUAUGCAGCAUCACAUGCCCCACCAGGAACAGCAUCGGCAGCACAGUUUGCCGAAUCAUCUGCAUGCGCCGCACCAGCAACAUUAUCCGCCGCAACGCGCAGGUCAGCAGCCGACUUCGCAGCAGCAAAUGUCACUUCUUCAAGCCUUCCACAGCCCCGGUCGCUCUAGGCCUCCAAUACCGUCUAACAGAUCUGUCUCGCAAGGAGUUCCACCCAUUGGUAGCGAGCCGUCUGUUCCCGAGGCGUCCAAACUUCCAGCACCCAGACUCAACGCUCAUUCUMUGAGUCUUUUGGACGCUUUCAAGGGGAGCAAUGGUAGUAAAGGGGCAUCCCGGGAUCUAGGAAAGCCGUCUGCUCGACCCGUGGAGACAAGUAUUGCACAAAACAUUCAGCGCAAUGGCAGCCAGCAGCAAUCGGAUUUGUUGAAUUUAUUCAACAAGCCAUCCGGCCCCCAGCCAUCAGCCAAACAAGCUCACCAUGCUGAGAUUGCUGCCACCCCCAGGAUUGCGUCUCCGGCGCUGAGUGACGCCACAAUCACAGGACCACGAUCAUCUGCGAACGAGAUAACAAGGACAAUACCUGCGAAAGCGAAGGGCAAAGCCGCUAUUUCAAAGCCUCCGCAGCACCUAAAUGAGGCAUUCCGCGAGGACAAUAACAAUCGUAACGCGGCGACUGGGUCGGUGCACAUGGCUUCGAUCCCUCGAAAUCACAAAGCAUCUCCAAAGGCCAAAGGGAGACCCGAACAACAACCGCCACAGUUUAGUAUACUGCAGCGCCCAGGUUCGUCGGCAGGGAAGACAUUGCCUCCACCACCGAGCCCAUUGAGAUUCGAGGCUUCAAACAAAAGUCAAUCAUCGUUCCAACCACAGGUCUUGAAGAGGCCGACUUCCGCAGCAGCGUCAGAAGUGGCCGAGAAAUCGAAUAUGCCUUCCCCCGAGAUUCCAUCCCAGGCUUCAAGUCAAAAUCAGCGAAACAGCUCGUUGCUCGACCUCUUGAACAGCCGCGCUACACAGCCGGUAAUCAAGACGCCGGAACCGCCACCAGCUCCACAACUUCUUCCGGAGCGCAAAGCUUCUCAGCAUGGUGCUCUCCCUGUGGGUAAUCAUCAGAAACAGCAGCAGCUACUCAAUCUUUUCACCAAGCCUGCAUCUUAUCAACACGUUGCGAGUCCAGGAACUCCAAUCUCGCCCUUCACUCUGGGAACUCCCGCUACCAGCAAAGCACGCGAGCCUUCCUUCUCGGAACAAAAUAUCGAAGCAUCGAGGUCCCGGAUAGGUAGCAUUGCAUCGCUGAGGAGCGGCAUGUCCAGCGGCCAGCAGACGCCUACAGAGGCCAAAGACUUCAUGUUGGGCUACCUGAAUGGUGUCGUGCAAAAGGAAGGGUAUCGUAGUGGCAAGAAGUAG